AAACCGGUGGCCCUGACGCUUUCGUUUUCGAAGGCUCUGGAAACGAUCCUAUCUUCAGGGAGGCUAUAAAUUCGGCUUCCGUUCGAAUUCUCUCUAUCAUCCGUAUCGCUUUCUCUCUCAUAUUCGUCUCUGUCACUCUGUAUAUCGGUAUCUCUCUCUCUCUCUCUCUCACGUACACACACGCACAUAGUUUCUAAAGGCGAGCCGGAGCUUUGGAUUGUCAAUCGGAUCCCGCCGUUUGUUAUCGGAUUCGGAUCGGCCACUGCACCGCUUGUCGUUCCCGAUUGAAAGUUCGUUAUUCUUUAAGAAAUUCAUAUAAUUCGUAGUCUGUUUUGAUCUGAAUGGCUUUAAGUUUGCGUUAAUUGUUCAAAUCGUAGGUAAUUUGGUGCUGCAGUUUUUUUUAAUUCUGUGUGUUUGUGUGCUUAAGCGUUAGGUGUGUUUGAUAUGUUAUGGUGUUAAUGCUGAGCUUUUGAUUUCGCAGUAACGUAUUUUCAAUGAAUUGUGUUUAUGCUUCAUUUUUCUGUUGCUGUAUUGUUCAUCAUGCAUUGCGUGGAUUGCUGUGGAUUUGAUUUGGUGAAUGGUUUUAUGUUCCAUUUUGUGCUGUUUGAAUUUGUGUUGUUGGUUUUGUGAUGAUUUUUGACUGGUUGACUGUGACGAAUUUGGUUGUUGCUGCUGCUGCUGAUGAUGACGAUAAUCGAUAUGUUUGGUUUAGCUAAUUUUUGAAAGAAAUGUGAUCCGCCUUGGUUAUUUCUUCUCGUAGAUAAUCUUUUCCGUGCAUGAAAUUUAUGUCCAGGAUGAAAUGCUAUGUGAGACCAUUGGUUUUCCCUUGGAAAGAAGCCACGUCUAACUUUUUGUUUGUAAUUUCUACAUUUCGUUUAUUUGUGGAUGUGAUCAUCAUGAGUAUUACAGAGGGAGAGGAGGGAAAUAGAAAAUGGGUAGCUGUGGAACAUGAUGCAUUUGUUUUGUAUCAUAGGUGAUUCUACUCAACAAGGUUUUUUGUUUCCUCUUUACUGACGGUGCACUUUUUUUGGUUGAGAAACUAGAAACAAAAUUAGGGCGGUGAAAUCUCUCUAUUACUUGCCACUUGAUUUCAAGCCAACUGUUGAAUAAUAACAUACCCAAAUGGAUACGUGAUGUGACUGGGUUAUAGUAGGUCUUUUUUUAUUUGGACGAGGAUUUAUAGUAAUUGGAUAGCAAAUAGAGUUCAUGCUUGUGGGGUGAAAUGAAUGGCAAUUUGGUCCUUUUGUUGUGAUUGUUCUAUAUAAGCUUCUGAAAUAGGCGUGUGAAGUUUGUGAGUAUUGUCAGCCAUCAUCCCCUCUUUAUGGCCGGUGCAUCCCGUUUGGUGUACCUCAGCCUCUUGUUUCUGAAGCAGCCCUUGUUCAUCCAGGAAACACCAAGGUCAAUGUUGUUGGGCCUUCCUCUGGACCUUGGUUUCAGUUUCUGUUACUGAGGACGGGAAAACAUUACAGCUUGUGUUGAGUCUACAGCUUGGUUGCAGCUUGAGCCUUGUGGAUCUUUGUUAAAUUUAAGGAGACUGCUUUAACAAAUUACAUAAGAUAAUUUUCUUUGUUUUUAAUUGGGUUGCAUUGAAAGAUAGGGCAGCAUACGGGGGGGCUUAUUCCUUUGGGUUUUUCUUUUAUUGUUAAUAUUGAGUUUCGGCAGUAUUCUGCAGGGCUGUUGUAUCUGUACCAGAGGUGAAAUUUCCAACUCCAGAGUGUAUAUGCUGGUUUAUCGGGGUUCUGAUUGAGGGGUUUGAAUGUCUUUCCGGUAAAAAUGGUUCUUCACAUCUCCAUCCGAAGAUGUCAGCGUAUAUUUCUAGUUAGAUCUUGUGGCUCCUCUUUUUUGGCGCCUAUAUCCGUGUAUUACCCCCAUAGUGAAUAUUCCGCACUGAAACUCUUAUUGCGGAAACAUCAUUUUCUGAGUUGUCUCAUCUGCCCCCUUGUGCUAAUCGGAGCAUUUGUCUGCUCCUGGUUAUGAGUUUCAAUGCUCAUACUCCAAGUACAUUGUUGUUCAUUUCAUCCCUAAACCUGUUAUUAAGUUGUAAGUAGGUUAGUAGAGACAAGAAUGGUGCUCCACUUAGCUGGUUGGGACUUAGCCUUGCAUGGGUGCCGUGGUCCUGGAAGGAGAGUUAAUUUUCUCUGAAGGAAAUCAAGAGAUGAAAGUUGUGAUUCUUUUUGUAGUUCAUAACUCAACUACAUAGAUGAUGAGAGAACUCCACAAGUUUCAAGCAGUGACACUCAAAGUCUGACGGUAUAGAAUUUUUAAGAUUUUGCCUAUUGGGUAAGUUCAGUACUCGAAGCAGACAUGGUGGAUAAUUUCCAUUUAAGGUUGGGGUGUCAAUUCGUCGUGCCCAGUAUAGUUGGAUUUGGUUCUGGGACUUCUUCAAGGAAUCAAGUGAUGCAAUGUUAUUGCUUACUUUCAACAGAUGGAAGCUCUGGAGUUCCCCAGCGCUGCAUUGUAGUUAUUGUUUGGGAUUCUUAUAGAUCUACUUGUUUUGAUGAAUCCUCCUCUCGGAGAAAUGCUGAUUGGAGCUGUUCAACCUUGCUUGGCUUUUGUUGUUGCUGAUUUCAAAUGUCUGCAGCAUUAUAGAAGAAAGCAGAGUGUCAUGGGGUGUUUGCCUGGCUUGAUCGGGUGACUAAUAUGCCCCUGAGGAUUAACCAUUGUUGCUAAAUAUGUUUGUACAUGCAGGUGCUUUAGGCCUUCUGCAAGCUUCUAAAUAUUAUCAUAUCAAUUUGGAGAUAAGCAACAUAGAAUGGUUAGACAGAACAAAAUGGAGGAUGCCCAUUUGAAUCUAUCGUGCAUGCUCACUGUAGAAUCAAAAGUAGAAUCAAAGGAUACUGGAAAGGCCACUGAAUUGUUGGAGAGAGGACAUAUGGAGUAUGGAUGUCCACACUACAGGCGAAGGUGCCGCAUUAGAGCUCCUUGCUGCAAUGAGAUUUUUGAUUGUCGCCAUUGUCAUAAUGAAGCAAAGAACGAUAUUAAUGUCGAUCAGAAGCAUAGGCAUGACAUACCACGUCAUCAAGUCAAACAGGUGAUAUGUUCACUUUGCGGCACUGAGCAAGAGGUUGGACAAGUUUGUGUUAACUGUGGUGUAUGCAUGGGGAAAUACUUCUGUGGGACUUGCAAGCUAUUCGAUGAUGAUACGUCUAAGAGACAGUACCACUGCAAUGGAUGUGGAAUAUGCAGAAUCGGAGGGCGUGAGAAUUUCUUCCACUGCUACAAGUGUGGCUGCUGCUACUCAAUUAUGUUGAAAAACAGCCACCCUUGUGUGGAAGGAGCAAUGCAUCACGACUGCCCUGUUUGCUUUGAGUUCUUAUUUGAAUCAACAAAUGAUGUUACGGUGAUGCUGUGUGGACACACUAUUCACAAGGAUUGCUUAAAAGAGAUGAGGGAGCAUUAUCAAUAUGCGUGCCCUCUUUGCUCCAAAUCAGUUUGUGAUAUGUCCAAGGUAUGGGAGAAAUAUGACAUGGAGAUUGCAGCUACACCAAUGCCUGAACCAUAUAAAAACAAAUUGGUUUGGAUCCUCUGCAACGACUGUGGGAAAAGCUCACAAGUGCAGUACCAUGUUGUGGCCCAGAAAUGCCUGAACUGUAAAUCCUACAACACUCGCCAAACGAGAGGCUGAGCUAGUGGCUAUGGUUGCAUCAGAAUUGAUCUUGGCUUUGGCUAUUAUUGUGCAGCUACGUGUGUCACAAGACUCGCAACAAUGGGGCUCCGUACACUCUUUUGACCACCUGGCUAUAUCAGUGGAGGACAAAGGGAAUUGUGGUCCUGCGAUUGUCUUCUGUUGGAAACCAGUGGCUGAAUGCACCGUUGCGAUUCGCUUUUUGUUUCUGUGUUUCUUUUCCUCGUCUAUUUAUUUAUUUACUUUCGUAUGUAUGGUUUCCCCUUGUAAUUAAGCCAAGAGUAGCCAUGAUGAUUUCUCGAUUUAUCAUCUGGAUGGAUGAUCUCUUGUUUUCCUCUGUAUUCCUUUCUCCUUUGAUUCUCGAUUGCGUUUGGUUUUUCGAACAGUAUCCACCACUCCGGCAAAGGCAUUCAAAUGGUAUCCACUCCUGCUAAGGCACCGCACCUGAGCUUCGGUUCACCUGUUUCUGUGUGGAUGUAGGAGUGGGUAUUAAGAACGUUGACAUGUUUGAGACAAAGUGGAGGGAGUUUGAUUCGGAAGCGGCACGAGUUGAUGUGGAAAAAGACAAUCGUACCCCUUUUUAGGCGCAGUUUUAUGCAUUCAACUCGCACAGCUGGAUCAUUGACCAUGGUUUUCCUAUAAACUCAUCUUAUUCGUGUAGUGGUUAUAGGAUUUGGAAAUUGAUGAGGGCGUUGGCCUGCAGGUGUUCCUCACUAUGAAGAAGAUGAUUGUUAUUUGAA
Prunus avium (sweet cherry) is the source of this 4365-nucleotide messenger RNA. Its product is annotated as CHY-type/CTCHY-type/RING-type Zinc finger protein. Gene Ontology annotation, biological process: ubiquitin-dependent protein catabolic process; protein ubiquitination. Gene Ontology annotation, molecular function: ubiquitin protein ligase activity; zinc ion binding. Gene Ontology annotation, cellular component: nucleus. The record is from RefSeq and is a predicted model, not a curated record. Lineage: Eukaryota; Viridiplantae; Streptophyta; Magnoliopsida; Rosales; Rosaceae.